Megalops cyprinoides (Indo-Pacific tarpon) is the source of this 1476-nucleotide messenger RNA. RefSeq names its product dynein regulatory complex subunit 2-like. The coding region runs from base 1 to 1476 and encodes 491 amino acids. Gene Ontology annotation, cellular component: axoneme; axonemal dynein complex. The transcript has 8 exons. Gene Ontology annotation, biological process: regulation of cilium movement; cilium-dependent cell motility; axonemal dynein complex assembly. Lineage: Eukaryota; Metazoa; Chordata; Actinopteri; Elopiformes; Megalopidae. The record is from RefSeq and is a predicted model, not a curated record.
AUGCCAAAGAAGGGAAAAAAGAAGAAGGGGAAGAAGAAGGUGGCAGCCAUGACUGAGGAGGAGCGGCUACUCUUCCUGCAGCAGAAAGCCUUGGAGGAGGAAGAGCUCGCCAGAAAAAGGCAGGAAAUGCUCACUCAGUACCUCAAGGAGAAGCUGAAGAAGGAGGAGCGCAACAGCAUGGUGAACAUGCACAAGCUGACGGAGAAGUGGCGCACGGUCUUCCGGCAGGCGUGCACCGAGGAGCUGCGCAGGGACAUGUCCGUGCUCAGCCAGACCCUGGAGAGGGUGCUGGACCACAAGGACAGCGUCAUCGAGUGCCUGGUGGGUGACCUGAUGGAGACAGAGCAGCAGUGGUCCCGGGCGCUGCGCUCUCAGGUGGAGUGCGCGGACCAGCUGAUGGAGCUCCAGCGGGACAGGCUGGCCUCGCUGCGCGGCCAGUGGAGCGCGGAGGUGGAGAGGCUCAGCACCGAGUUUGAAACGGAGAGGAACCUGAUCAUGUCCCAGCAUGAAAAGGAGCUGAAGUACCUGGAGGAGGUGAGCUUUGCCAUCGAUCAGUACUACAGUGAGGUGGACAGCGAAGCUCGACAGGACUACCAGGGCACCUGCGACGACAUCAAGAACAAGACCGCGGAGGAGAAGAAUACGCUGCGGGUCCAGCUGGAGGGGGACGUGGAGGUGCUCUGGCUGCAGGUGCAGCAGGCCCUGCGGAGCUACACCGAGGCCACCGAGGGCCACUGCGUCACGUUCGAGACGCUGCAGGCCAGCGACCAGCGCAGCAACCAGGAGAUCAACAGCCAUGUGAAGAAGUUGCAGAAGCUGCAGGAGUCCAUCUCUGUGCUGCGGUGCAGGCUGUGCCCCAGCAAUAAGGGCCAGGUGUCGACCUGCGACCUGCGGACGGUGAAGGAGGAGGUGACCCUGCAGGGCCAGCAGCUGAAAGCCCAGCUCAGCAACACCCGGGUCCGAGACAAGAGCCUUCUCUCCAGCAUUAUCAUACAGAGCACUGCCGCAGCCAAGAAGCUGCAGGGCAUCAUAAGCAAGGGAGAGAAGCUGCUGAGGCUGACGGAGGUGUGCCGAAAGCUGGAGAAGGAGCGAGAGAAGGCCUUCUACACCAUCACUCUGAGCGAUAAAGAGCAGAGUCUGAUGAAGUACCUCAGCAUGGAGCCCCUGUCUGAGGAGCUGGCCCAGGCAAUCCUGAAGUACUCUGCACUGGACAGCUUCUGGCAGCCCUACAACAAGGCGCUGAUGGAGCGUCUGUGUCUGCAGAGGGAGCAGGAGAAGCUGAGCCAGGUGAACCGUCUGCUGCGCUCGCAGCUGCGGCAGUACCUGGACGGCAUCUCCGUCAGCGACGAGGUGCUGCGCCAGCGCAACCCGCUGCUCAUGGUGUCGCGGCCGCCGUACCGCCAGCGCCCGUCCGAGACCGCCCUGCCCCCGCCGCCGCGCGCCGCCAGGGCCCACGUGGUGCAGCUCACGCUGUAG